AUGCUCAAAAUCGCCGACAUCCUGUCCGACCUGACUUCUCUUCGCGUCGGUCAANNGGAUCCAACUGCUGCUUUGGAUCUCGUCCUGGCUCGCCCACCCAGCAGUGUUACAUCCCUAUCAACUCAACUGCAGAGAGCGCAAAACGCCACCGACUCAGACGUUGAUCUCGCACGCGCUCAGGACUUGCUUGACCUCCAUGCCAACGUCAAGCUGGCUCAUCGCGACGGUCUCGACCACGCUUUGUUGAAAGCUCGUCAACAAGUCGACAUGGUUCUGAAAACCGUCUAA
Aureobasidium vineae is the source of this 288-nucleotide messenger RNA. The record is from the annotation of a GenBank genome assembly. Lineage: Eukaryota; Fungi; Ascomycota; Dothideomycetes; Dothideales; Saccotheciaceae.